UCUCUGUCAGAGCUGUGUGAGGAUUCCCUCAGGCACAGAGAGUUCAGUAUUUUCUGUGAAUGUAAGCGAGCCGCCUCUGCUUCCUCACGUGACCGCGCUUUACAGAGCGAGCGCGCGCUCUUCCACUCUGGACUCUGAAGACUCUCUGGAGCGCCCAGGAUCCUAAACAGGUGUGAUGGUGAGGAUAUCCAGCUCUUCUUCCAUGUGCGUGCUGGUCUUCACCUUGGGCUUCCUCGUGUUUGAGAUUGUAGUCGGCCAGAUUUGCAGAUCUCUCCUCAUCGCGGUGGACAGCUUCCACACGCUCUAUGUUUUCAUAAAUCUGGCUCUAUCAGCAAUAAAGCAUCAUUUUGCUUCAUCCCGUCCAGACGUCUGUGCUUCAGGAGCUCUGAGCUCUCUCUGUGUGGAGGACUACAGAAGGAUGCGUCUCAAACCCUUCGGCGUCCUGAUCUCAGCUCUGAUCUUGGCCUCUCAGUGUGUCUCCAUCAGUCUGCAGAUCCUCACACAUCUCGUCCAGCCUGAACCCGUUCAACACCCACUCCUGUCCACUGUGGUUGGAGGAACUAGUCUGAUAUUCAAUGUCCUUGUGUUGGCCUGCAGCAGAGGGACUGAUGAAGCUGCUGAUGGGAUCAGCAAGAGUCUGGUGCGAAACGACCCUUAUUCUACAUUUAACCCUGAAGCCUCUAGUGUUCUGGAUCCAGGUAGAGCUGAGUCCCCAAAGUCCAGCAUCUCUGAUCCAGUUCAGUCCAGUCCUGCACAAACGCCCAUUCCUCGUAUCUGUGGAAGUGCUCAGGACAUCAUUCAGCAUUCAGAGCCACUUCCAGGAGAACCGCGUCGCUCCGCCUGCACUGAACCCACCGUUUCCCGGUGUGCUCAUGGACUCAUGGGCUCCAUCGCCGUGGUCCAGGAUCUUCUGGGUUCAGUGCUGGUUCUGUGUAAUGGUCUGGUUCUCCUGCUGUCUGCAGCACACUGUCAUCAGCCUCACUCUGACUGUCAUCUGCUGGUGUAUCUGGACGCAGGGUUGUCCUCGGUGUGUGUGCUGGUGUUGUUGUCCGUGGCUCUGCCGAGGCUGUGGCGCUGUGGGCUGCUGGUGCUGCAGGCGACGCUGCUGCAUGUGUCCGUGGCUCAGGUGCGGCGGAGGAUCACACGAGUCCCAGGUGUGCUGUCUGUCCACGAGCUGCAUGUGUGGCAGCUGUCCGAGGCGCUGCUGGUGGCCUCGCUGCACGUGCACUGUCCGGCCGAGCUGAACGCAGCGCACUGCACAGAUCUGAUGGAGAGGAUCACAGCAGCGCUGAACGCUUUCGGCAUCAAACACUGCACCGUGCAGCCGGAGCUCAGCCGGAGCGCCGCCGCGACCUGCAGUCUGCGCUGUGGUCAGGAGUGUGUGGACAAGCUCUGCUGCUCCCCUCGAGAGGAACAGGAGGAGUCCUGCUCUCCAGCGCCGUACAGUGGUGAUCAGAUCACAGAUGUGGUUAUUCAGAGCACGUACCUGUGAUGAUUGAAGGGUCAUCAGAUGCCCAUCUUCCACGAGUUGAUUUGUGACCUUGGACCACAAACUAGUCUUAAGGGUCAUUUUUUUUUUUUUUUUUGAUAUUAAUUC
Messenger RNA from Carassius carassius (crucian carp), 1597 nucleotides. Its product is annotated as proton-coupled zinc antiporter SLC30A1-like. Lineage: Eukaryota; Metazoa; Chordata; Actinopteri; Cypriniformes; Cyprinidae. Gene Ontology annotation, molecular function: zinc ion transmembrane transporter activity; calcium channel inhibitor activity. The record is from RefSeq and is a predicted model, not a curated record. Gene Ontology annotation, cellular component: endoplasmic reticulum; Golgi apparatus; membrane. The transcript has 3 exons. The coding region runs from base 176 to 1492 and encodes 438 amino acids. Gene Ontology annotation, biological process: intracellular zinc ion homeostasis; zinc ion transmembrane transport; detoxification of zinc ion.